GCGGUGACCGCGACCAUGGCGGCCGCCCCGCCGCUGCGGGACCGCCUGAGCUUCCUGCACCGGCUGCCGCUGCUUCUCCGGGGGACGUCGGACGACGCCGUGCCGUGCCCGGGCUACCUGUUCGAGGAGAUCGCCAAAAUCUCGCACGAGUCCCUGGGCAGCAGCCAGUGCCUGCUGGAGUACCUGCUGAGCCGGCUGCACAGCUCCUCCGGCCGUGUGAAGCUCAAGGUGCUGAAGAUCCUGCUCUACCUGUGCGGCCACGGCUCCUCCUCCUUCCUGCUCAUCCUCAGGCGCAACUCGGCCUUCAUCCAGGAAGCCACAGGUGUGGCCCAGGCCCGGGGACGUGACGCGUGCCGGGCAGUCUUCGCGGGGCCCCCGGAUCCUCUGCACGGGAACAGCUUGUACCAGAAGGUGCGGGCGGCUGCCCAGGACCUGGGGAGCGCCCUGUUCUCAGACGCCGCCUUGCCCCUGGCCUCCUCGCAGCCUCCCAGGGCCCUCCCCGCGGCAGGCAUGGGUUCCCAGUCCAGGCCUCACGGUGCCCUGCAGGGCUUUGGCUACAGCAAGGAGCAGGGCCGCGCAGGUUCAGCGGGCGAAGCCUUCCUGUGCACCGUGCAGAAGGCCGCCGAGGCGGUGGCCAGUGCCGUGUGCUCCGGGCCCGAGAACCCCGAGACCCAGAGGCCCCUGCCCCGGGGUGACGCCUACCAGCCUGCCGUGAUGCCGUCCGCCAGCCACAGUCACCCAGCCCCCGGGAACUGUGGGGCCGUCCUGGGUGCCCGAGCCACGAGACACCAGCCCGGGCAGGCCGGAGGGGGCUGGGACGAGCCGGACAGCAGCCCCGGCUCCCAGGCUUCUUCCCGGAGCAGCGGCCUGAGCCGGGCCUCCGACUCGGGCAGUCGGUCGGGCAGCGAUGGCCACUCGGGGGCUGGCCGGGAACUGAGGGACCUGGCGGAGAGGGCUGAGGCCGUGGCCCCCAGCGACUGCCAGCAGGAGCUGAGCCUGGUGAGGAGGGUGACUCGGGGGCCCCGGCCCUUCCUGGGCCCCGAGGAGGUGCAGCACUUCCUGAGAGAGUGCGGGCUGCUCAACUGUGAAGCUGUGCUGGAGCUGCUGCUGAGCCUCCUGCCGGGGGCCAGCGAGAGCGAGCAGACGAGGGCGCUGAGCGCCAUCGCCGCCCUGGGCCACGCCGACCUGCUUCCCCCAGAGCUCAUCCUCACCCUCACGCGGUCUCAGCUGCAGGAGCUCAGCGCAGGCAGCCCCGGGCCUGUGACCAACAAGGCCACCAAGAUCCUGAGGCACUUCGAAGCUUCCUGUGGACAGCGGCCCCCUGCCCAGGGGCUCCCCGCCGACCGCGGCCCCGCCGCUGCCCUGCAGAGCCCAGCCGACCUGCUGACCGAGGCUGUGCCGCCCACCGGGGGCCGGGGAUUUCUUCAGCCCCUGAGUUCCGCUCUGGUGGUGCCCAGGAGUCCGGUGCCCACCCCAGCCCCCGGGGACCCCAGCGAGGCGGAGACCGGACCGCGAGGUUGCGGCAGGCAGGGGGCGGGGCCGGAGCAGGGCCUGUGGGGUGCAGACGGCCCGCAGAGCCACGAUUCCCUGUUUGCUGGCAUGGAGCUGGUGGCCCAGCCCUCGCCCAGGCCUGCCACAGAGGCGCCCCACACAGCCCACCUGGCCGCUCGAUCCCCCCGGACCUUGGCACAGAAGGCGGCAGCCACGGGGCCUCCCGGCUUGGGGCCCUCGGCUUUUGCUUUCUUAAACGUGUGACUGCUCGGACCGCCCCCCCCCCGUGGGGGUCCCCUCUGCCCCUGGCCCAGCCCAGGAGCGGCUCCCCUCUGGGUCUGCUGGCCGGGUUCCUCGUGCGCGCUCUGGCCCUUCCCCCGCCCUCCGAGGCCCUGGUGUGGGCAGCCCCAGGCAGGGAGGGCAUCAGCGGUCACCUGGCUGCCCCAGGAGGCGGCUCCCCCAGCCCUGCGCCUGCCCCCGGGACAGGGCCGCACCGGGCCGGGCGCAGCCACCCACCACCCGAGGCAUCUGCAGGCCGGUGCUUCCUGGCAGCCCUGGGCCCGAGAGGAGGACCCAGGGCCACGUUCCUCCCCAGGCCGGGCCAGAGGCCGCCACGGCAGUGGACAGACGGGUCCGGGCCUCAGAAACACUGCCGGGGUCCCGGCGGCAGCCUCGCUACCUUGUCCUCAGGCGAGGUUCCCGGUGUGGGUUUGGAGCAGCUCCCUGGGUUUCCUCGUCUGGUUUCAGCCCCCACUGCCCGUCCGUCAGGGAGCGGGCGAGGCCUGGGGGGCUGCCUGACGGUUGCGCUGCCGAAUAAGCCCUGGGCGCCCGGCCCUGGUCUCCACUUCCUGCUCCGUGUGUGGUUCCUGCAGACACGCUCCAGCGGCCGUCCGCUCACUGCCCCAGCCGUGGCCCGGCAGCGUCUGGUAUUUGACAGGGAUACAGGGUGAGGAGAGACGGAGGUCAGCCUUCCCCGGCUGGUUCACUCCCCAGUGGCUGCAGCGGCCGGAGCUGGACCGACCGGAAGCCAGGAGCUGCUUCUGGGCCUCACGUGGUGUCGGGUCCCCAAGGACUUGGGCCGUCCUGCACUGCUUCCCCAGGCUCCGCAGGGAGCGGGAUUGGAAGAGGAGCAGCCGGGCUCGAGCCGGCGCCCAUGUCAGAUGCCGCAGCACCGGGCCCUUGCUCUUUUCAAUGAACCGAUUUGCCUUGGUCUGUGUGUGUGUGUGUGUGCAGUGCAGCAGUUCUGCCCCAUUUCUGUUUCCCUUCACUCGGGCUCAUCCUUCCGUUUCUCGACGCCACGGUUGCUGGCGCCUCUCGUUUCUGACGCGGUCGCCUCUGGGCGCCACCUGGGCUGCGACUUCAGUUGUCAUUACAAAGAUGUCCUGGCCUGUGCCAGCGGGUCUCACAGAAGCGGGUUGUCUGUUAGCACUGCGCUACGCAGACACAGCAGGGAGGGGGUCACGUGACUGCCUCGCUGCCCACAUCCCAUGGGCGCCGGCUCCAGCCCUGGCUGCCCCGCUUCCGAUCCAGCUCCCCGCGGUGCUCCUGGGAGAGCAACAGGAGGCUCAGGUGCUUGGGCCCCUGCGCCCACCUGGGACACCCAGAUGGAGCUCCUGGCUCCCCACGUCAGCCUGACCCAGCCCCAGCCGUUGUGGCUAUCUGGGGAGGGAACCAGCAGGUGGAGACCUCUCUCUGUCACUCUGCCUUCCAAGUAAAUAGGUAAAUAAAAUCGUAAGAACAGAGCAAGGCCCUGACAACGGCAGGAGGUGCCGGGAGCUGGAGUUGGUGCUGGUGGGAGGGUUCUUACCAGGGCUCCCGGGGAGGGGCCCGCUCAGGGGCCGCCCCCUGCCCCCCACAGGGGACAUAUCCCGGGCCACCAGGGGUGGGGCACCUGGGGCUGUCGCUCUAGAGUGGUGGCACAGUAGCCCCCUUGUGCCCCCUCCCCGACGGCAGAGCCAGGAGGCCCGUGGUGGGGGCAGGUGGGGCCUCCUGGGCCCCAUCCCGCCCGGUGCUGAGAACCUAGCCUGUGGGGUGUGGGGUGGGCUCCGGGGAGCCAGUGGGUGGGACAGCUGUCUGUCAAGGAAACAAACAUCGAAAGCAAGUUAAAACUCAGGACUUGGAUUUCUUGGGUCUCUGGUUUCUGUUUUCAAACUCGGACCACAGGUAACCCAAGCCGCAGGAGCUGGAGCCCUGGGCUGGGGGCCCGGCAUCCGUUCUGAAUCAUUAGAAACGGGUUUGUUUAGCGCGGGGAGGGGCAGCUGGGGGUUAGCGGACCCAGGGCGGAUCUCCUCUCCCUGUCGCUCUCUGCCUUUCAGUUAAAUUUUAAAAAUAAUUUAAAAAGCAGAGGAAGGAAUGGCCGUCGUGCCAGAGGCGGGGAAGGAGGGCCCAGGCGGGGCCCAGA
This is a messenger RNA of Lepus europaeus (European hare), 3892 nucleotides long. It is a transcript of the gene TEPSIN, whose product is annotated as TEPSIN adaptor related protein complex 4 accessory protein. The transcript is spliced from 13 exons. Lineage: Eukaryota; Metazoa; Chordata; Mammalia; Lagomorpha; Leporidae. The coding region runs from base 16 to 1755 and encodes 579 amino acids. Gene Ontology annotation, cellular component: trans-Golgi network membrane. The record is from RefSeq and is a predicted model, not a curated record.